Molecule: messenger RNA, 5751 nt
Organism: Doryrhamphus excisus (bluestripe pipefish)
Lineage: Eukaryota; Metazoa; Chordata; Actinopteri; Syngnathiformes; Syngnathidae
Source: RefSeq, a predicted model, not a curated record
AGAGGAAGUGAAGUUCCCAGAGUCAGUGUUGCCAAAUUGUCGAUUUUGCCGCUAGAGCUGGCGACAUUCCAACCCCCCUCGACGACAUAUUUCCUCAAAAGCGACCAGUGACAAAACUUGACCUUUUCUUGGGUAAUUUUUUUGUAUUUGGGGACUCAAAAGUGAAAGCCUGUAUUUUGUGUGCUCACUGAGCAAUAGCGGGUGCUGUGGACAGGUCCGCCCCGCCCAAAGGCAGUCACAAGCCGGCAGGAACCAGUCAGCUUCCAGGGCGCGAUGCCACGGGGUGGAGCUGUAAAACGCAAAUGUUUCUUAAUCUUCCGUUCCCCUGGAUAAAAGAGGCAAUGAAUGUCUUUCACCCUUAAAGUCAUGACAUCAUGAUGCAACCAUCAGCUUCAUCUAUAUUAUCCCAUUCAUCAUCCCUACCCCUAUAAAAGAAGAGACGUGGUCAUUUUUAGGCAGAUGGUGACCCAGCAGAGCACCUGAGGAAGCCGCAGAUUCGGUUCCGGCGCCGUGAGCACCAUUGCUGCAAAGCCGAGCACCAGCGGAUAGGACCCGGUGGCGAUCACUCCGGAGCCCGGCCGAGGAGCGAGCGAGCGAGUGAGCGAGCGGAGCACGGCAGGCCGGGCGCCGGCAGCAGGCGGCCGGAGGAAGGUUGCUGCCAGCUUCUCCAUCCAAGUCCCCCUCUUGUACCCCAUCCCAAAUCUGACCCUACAUGGCAUCCAAGCUGAACCCCAACGUCUUGCACGUGGCCGAGCUGAGCGAGUCGGUCCAAACGGACGCUGAGAGAACCCCUAUGGCAGGUGAGGCGGGAGACGAGUCGUCCGACAGCGAUGGCGAGCAAGAGGAGACGUCGCAUAAACUGAUCCGCAAAGUGUCCACUUCAGGCCAGAUCCGCGCCAAGAAGAGCGUAAAGGAGGGAAUCUUGUUGAAGCAGACCAGCUCCUUCCAAAGAUGGAAACGGCGCUAUUUCAAACUCAGAGGGAGGACGCUCUACUAUGCCAAGGACUGCAAGUCUCUCAUAUUUGACGAGGUGGACCUGUCAGACGCCAGCGUAGCGGAGACCAGCACCAAGAACAUCAACAAUAGUUUCACCGUCAUUACUCCUUUUCGCAAGUUGAUGCUGUGCGCUGAGAACAGGAAAGAAAUGGAAGACUGGAUCGGCGCUCUAAGGUCUGUCCAGAAGUGGGAAAUCUAUGAGGCCAGCCAGUUCAACAUGGAGCAUUUUUCAGGGAUGCACAACUGGUAUGCUUGCUCGCACGCCCGCCCCACCUUCUGCAAUGUCUGCAGGGAGGCUUUGCCCGGUGUCACCUCCCAUGGCCUGUCCUGCGAAGUAUGCAAGUUCAAAGCUCACAAGCGAUGUGCAGUUCGCUCCACCAACAACUGCAAGUGGACCACCCUGGCUUCCAUCGGGAACGACAUCAUAGAAGAUGAGGAUGGGGUAUCCAUGCCUCACCAGUGGCUGGAAGGCAACCUGCCCGUCAGCGCCAAGUGUGUUGUGUGCGAUAAGAACUGUGGCAGCGUGCGGCGACUGCAGGACUGGCGCUGCCUAUGGUGCAAAGCCAUUGUCCACAGCAGCUGUAAAGAACAAAUGGCCAAAGUCUGUCCCCUGGGUCAGUGUAGAGUGUCCAUCAUCCCUCCCACUGCACUUAACAGCAUCGACUCUGACGGCUUCUGGAAGGCCACCUCGGCAUCCUGCUCCAGUCCUCUUCUGGUCUUGGUCAACUCUAAAAGCGGAGACAACCAGGGUGUCAAAUUUUUGCGCAAGUUCAAACAACUCCUCAACCCGGCACAAGUCUUCGAUCUCAUGAACGGGGGGCCGGAGCUCGGCCUGCGCCUUUUCCAGAAAUUUGUCACGUUCCGUAUCCUGGUGUGCGGGGGAGAUGGCAGUGUGGGCUGGGUACUCUCUGAGCUGGAUAAGCUCAACCUCCACAAGCAGUGUCAACUGGGCGUGCUGCCGCUGGGCACCGGUAACGACCUGGCCCGAGUCUUGGGCUGGGGAGGUCUCUGUGAUGAUGAUGCUCAACUGCUGCAGAUCUUGGAGAAGCUAGAGAGGGCCACCACCAAAAUGCUGGACCGGUGGAGCGUGAUGACGUACGAGGUUCCCGCCACCACGAAACAGACGGCAUUAUUAAAGGAAGACGACCCCCUCGACUCCCCCUUGCAGGUUCACAUCACUCAGUAUGCAGACUCUGUGGCGUCCCACCUGGCAAAGAUCCUGGACUCAGACAAACACAGCGACGUCAUUUCCUCUGCCAAGUUCUUGUGUGGGACGGUAAAUGAGUUUGUGGUGGAGGUGGGCAAGGCAUAUGAGAGGGCCACUGAGAACAAGGAAGAGGCAGAUGCCAUGGCUAAGAAGUGUGCAUUGCUGAAUGAGAAGCUAGAUUCUCUGGUCAAAGCCUUAAGCGAGGAAGUGGACGCGCAGGUGGUUCCGGCAGAUUCCAUUCCCAGCCAGGAGGAUGGCGGAUCAGGCCCUGAUAAAAACGGUGGCGACACUGGCUCUGACGGUCAAACGUACCGCUCCAGGGAGCAGCUGAUGCUGCGGGCCAACAGCCUGAAAAAGGCACUGAGGCAGAUCAUCGAACAAGCAGAAAAAGUGGUGGACGAGCAGAACCGACACACUGAGUUCCAUAGGAUGUCUUCCUCAUCCUCCAUUAAAAGGGAAAACAGCGAGGAGCUGAAGGAUGCCGAGAUGCGCCACGGAAGUCUGAGCCCAUCCUCGCCCAUCGUCCUGGAGAAACCAGAUAGCCUCCAUGCAGUCAACUUCAACGAGGAUGUACAAUGCUGGGAGAAGUGUGUCAUGAACAACUACUUUGGCAUUGGCCUGGACGCUAAGAUCUCACUGGAGUUCAACAACAAGAGGGAUGAGCACCCCAAAAAGUGCAGCAGUCGCACAAAGAACAUGAUGUGGUACGGAGUCCUGGGGACGAAAGAGCUCGUCCAGAAGACCUACAAAAACCUGGAGCAGAGGGUUCAGCUCGAGUGUGAUGGCGUCUCCAUGCCUCUGCCGAGUCUCCAGGGGCUGGCUGUGCUGAACAUUCCCAGCUAUGCAGGCGGCAUCAACUUCUGGGGCGGCACCAAGGAGGACAAUAACUUUGGUGCGCCAUCUUUUGAUGACAAGAAGCUGGAAGUGGUGGCCGUGUUUGGCAGCAUGCAGAUGGCCAUGUCCAGAGUCAUCAACCUGCAGCACCACCGAAUUGCUCAGUGUCGCCAAGUGAAGAUCACCAUCCUGGGUGAGGAGGGAGUCCCCGUGCAGGUGGACGGCGAGGCCUGGAUCCAGCCACCUGGCAUCGUCAAGAUCAUCCACAAGAAUCGAGCUCAGAUGCUGACAAGAGACCGGGCGUUCGAGAGCACGCUGAAGUCUUGGGAGGACAAGAUGAAGAUCGACAUCGACCGCAACCCCAGGCCCCGCCUUGACUCACAGCAGUCCAUGGAGUACCUGACGGAGGAAGAGUGCGCUCAGGUGCAGCAGCUCGGCAUCGUGGCCGACACGCUCAUCAACAAGAUCCGUGAGGCCGCCAAGACCCACAAGCUGGUGGAGCAGGAGUUGGCGCAUGCUGUCAACGCCAGCGCCAUGGUGCUGACCGAGGCCAAGCUGUCCAGUCCUGAGUGUCUGAGUCGUAGCACGGCAGUGGAAAUCGUCAACAGCAGCAAAGUUCUGCAGGCAGAGACCACCAUGCUUCUGGAUGGAAAACAUCUAUCUGAGUCCCCCGAGGAAGACGAGCUCCAUGUGACCCUGAACAGCCUGAUCGCCGAGCUCCACAAGCUGGACGACAUCCACUGGAUCUGUCCACUGAUGCACUGCGCUGAGGAGGAAUCAGUCCGUCCCAGCAGCAGCAGCAGCAGCAGCGGUAAGAGCAGCAUGAAAUUGAAGAUCAUGCCCAAGGGAAAGAAGGAGAAGGAGAAGCUCCAUAAGCAGAGGUCCAACAGCUCUCUCUCAGGAACAUGGGACGUCAAAACUCCUGAAGCAGAAUCAUCGGGCAACUGAGGAUGUGAUGAUGUACGUGAUCUUUUCCAUCACAUUAACAGCCAGAGGUGGGGAGAUGCCCCCUCUUCCGCUUCCUGCCUGUUGCCACCAGGUGGGCUGACAGAGGUGGGACCAAGGUGGUUUACUUCCUGUUCUUUUUGUUUUGGAAAGAGGCCUCGCUUCACCUGGGGUGAAAGAACUUCUAAUUUAAUGAGGGUUUGUUUUUUUUUGUUCCAAACUGAGUGUUUACACGGUGCUCUCCUUGCAUGCUGAGGCCCAAAUGUCGGAAGCGAAACAGCCUUCAGACUCAAGUGAGACUCAGUUCUCGUUGCUACUGCCAUGUGACCUCAGACUUGCAGAAUAUCUUAAAUGUUGCAAAAAACAAAAAAAAAAAGAAGAAACAUAUUGAAUGUAUUUGUGUGUUGAGCUGUGAAUUGUUGAAAUAAUAAUAUAAUUGAUGAUAAUGUACACAUGCAACAUGAAGGUGUGGUGGUUCUAAAGUGGUUCUUAGUAUGUUGUGGCCUCUCACAGGUACUCAUGAGGUCCUUUGUGGCCAUUCAGGGCCAGCUAACAAACUGCUGAUUGUAGAUGUAACGCACGAAUGUCAGACCUUUUUUUUUUUUUUGCUUUGCCAGUGCUUCUCACGAUCUCCGGUGGCUUCGCUGCUUCCCCUUUGCCUUUUUUAGGACUACGAUUAGGAUCAAUAAUGACUAGAAAUAGAAUACACAAUAUGUAAGAGUAUUGUAAGUACAUGUUUAUUGCCAGGGCUGCUUGCAUUAGGAAAUCACGCUGCAUUGUAUUACCGUAUUGACCCGAAUAUAAGACGACCCAUGUUGGUUCACACUUGUUUUUUGGACGGUUUGGCGCCACCUUCUGGUUUGCAUGAAUACACAUUUCAACCCCGAAAAUAAGACAAGCUGUCUUUUUCAAAGUAUACGAGACAACAGCGUCUUAUAUUUGGGUCAUUUAUCAUCAGGAUAAAUGCUGAUUCAUUUCUUUGACUCUUGUUAGGAUUUAGACAAUAUUAGCCUUUAUUGUAGUGAUGCUACGCUGCCAUAUUAUGACGAGCCUUUAAAAAAAGAAAACAUUGUAGUUAUGUCUGACUUAAUUUUUCUACACUGUCGUUAGACUGCAGCCACCGUGGAGGUGCUUGUGCCAAGUGGAACGACACUUUUCAGGUGUGUGCGUGCGCGCAUACGAGAGUGUGUACGUGUAUUUGUGUCAUACAUUUCAAAGUUUACUGUAUCUUUGCCUUGCACUUUACCAACAAAGAGGGGAAAUAUGCGUGUGUGUGUGUGUGUGUGUUUACAAACGCGUGUACGAUGAGGUGAAGACAAUUAUUUACGGCAAACAUGCUAAAUAUAUCCACAUGAUGACAUCAGUGGUUGUGUACUGUAGUUCCUCCUCCAUGUAACCACGGUAACCAUGUGAAGCUUUAAGCCAAAGCUGAAGAACUCCACCAAUGUUGUCUGGAAGUAAAUGUAUCACCGAUUGAUUGAUUGAUUGAUAAAGCUGAAAUGUUUGAAUUAUCUGUUAUUGUUAUUUGUUUUGAACAAAUGAUGGCAAUUUGUGUGUUGAUUUUUUUAAACAAAGCUCAUAUAUAUUUAAUUUUUUUAAAGGAUUGUUUUAAUUUAAUGUAAUGGGAUUUAGAAAGGAUCCCGCAACGCCAGAAGCCAAGCUCGAUGUUUGCACGACCAUGUGCUUUUGCCAGCUGUUGUAUUGUGUGCUGUCGUGUGCAGCGUGUAACAAAGACAGCAAGCUUCGGAGAUUAAAAAGACUUUAAUGGU